Messenger RNA from Cherax quadricarinatus, 1032 nucleotides. The record is from RefSeq and is a predicted model, not a curated record. NCBI's taxonomy places the organism in Eukaryota, Metazoa, Arthropoda, Malacostraca, Decapoda, Parastacidae.
ACAUUAAUAUUUUGUGAGGAUUUAUUAUUUACACACUGACCAGCAAGAUAAAUGUUUACAUUUUAAAUAUUAUUGGAACCUCGUCGGUGCAAUUUUCCCAUAUGAAAUAUUUUUAUUAAAUCCUCGUCAUUGAGGCUUUUACCUGACCUGGCUAUAUUUUCUUCUGAGUUUGUGGGAGGCGAGGAUGAGUGUGGGUGUGGGUGUGGGCGUGAGGGCGUGGGUGUGAGGGGCGGCGGAAGUUGGUAUCUAUAGUCGUUAUCAAGGAGUGACGCCCAUAACACCUCCUCGCACUUCUCUCUCUCUUAUUUCCUCCCUCAUGACGCUACCACAAUGAUUCUUCUGGAGAUUAACAACAGAAUCCUCGAGGAAACGUUGACCGUUAAAAUAAGAAACUCCUUAAAUGGUAAUAAAGCAGAGUCCAUUGAUGUCACUAUAGCAGAUUUUGAUAGCGUCCUCUACCACUUAUCUAAUGUUAAUGGUGAUAAGACAAAAAUACGGGUGAGCAUCUCACUGAAGUUCUACAAGCAGUUACAAGAGCAUGGAGCAGAUGAACUUAUUCAAGAAGAAUACGGCAGCCUUCUUAUGGCUGAGCCAGAGUUCGGUUUUAAUGUUUCUCUCUUACUGGAUCUCGAAAAACUUCCCGAGGACUGGCAAGAGCUGGUCAGAAAGAUAGGACUGCUCAAGAGGAAUUGCUUUGCAUCAGUCUUCCAGAAAUAUUUUGAAUUCCAGGAACAGGGAUUGGAAGGCCAGAAGAAAGCAAUUAUACACUAUAGAGAUGAGGAAACAAUGUAUGUAGAAGCCAAGGCAGACAGAGUCACGGUGGUGUUUAGUACAAUCUUUAAAGAUCCUGAUGAUGUAAUUAUCGGGAAAGUCUUUAUGCAAGAAUUCAAGGAAGGAAAACGAGGAAGUCAAACAGCGCCCCAUGUAUUAUUCUCUCACAAGGAGCCUCCAUUAGAGCUUCAAGACACUGAAGCCAGACAAGGAGAAAAUAUUGGAUAUGUUACAUUUGGUAAGUAAAAAUAUGAGUUUGAU